AGCUGCCGGCUCUGCCAACCAGCUCCCAGCGCGAGCCGCCGCGGCCGCCGCAGCGCCCCGCCGCCAGGACCUGAUGCGCAUCCAUAUUAGCCGUCCGAGCACAGGAAUCCGGCCCGACCCGCGCCGCCGCUCCCGCCGCGGAGUUUAUUUUUAACCAGCACCGCCGGGACUCGGAUGGUGCGCGCACCGCGGGCCAGAAACAUCUUCCCAGCACUGCUCUCCAUCUUCCGCCCUCUCUCCGCCGACAUCCUCCCCCCCAUGUGGGAGGGGAAACUUUUCUCCUACAUACUUUCGAGUCCCUCCCGGACCGAGAAGCGCGGAGAUGACGGCGCCCUCCCGCCGCCGCAAGGUUGCUCCGACUCUGCUCCAGAGGUGGUGGCUUUGAGGUGUGACCCAGCCCACAUUUGGGCCCAGCCAGCGCCAGCUCCUCAGUAAGGAGGGCCAGCUUGAUAAGACGAAGAAAACAGUGUCAACGAGACUUACCAAGAGAAGAAAAAAAAAAGAAGUGAACACAGACUCAUUUCCUACUCCACGUGGAUGAUAGCUAUAGCAGGGGAAAAUCUCAUAGUAUAUCAAUUGGGGCAGAAAAUGGAGUUCUAUGGCAGAGGCUUCUUAGAAGCUUAAACCCUUGUCCCAAUGACGUCAAGUUCGCCCAUUGGCUUGGAAGGUUCAGACUUGUCUUCCAUCAACACCAUGAUGUCAGCGGUAAUGAGUGUAGGGAAGGUCGCCGAGAAUGGCGGGAGCCCCCAGAGCAUCAAGUCCCCCACGAAGCCUCCAGGACCAAAUCGGAUUGGCAGAAGGAACCAGGAAACGAAAGAGGAGAAGUCUUCCUAUAACUGUCCCCUGUGUGAAAAAAUUUGCACUACACAGCAUCAGUUAACUAUGCACAUUCGUCAGCAUAACACGGACACUGGAGGGGCAGAUCAUUCGUGCAGCAUCUGCGGGAAGUCGCUGAGCUCGGCCAGCUCCCUGGACCGCCACAUGCUGGUGCACUCUGGCGAGAGGCCUUACAAGUGCACUGUGUGUGGCCAGUCUUUUACCACCAAUGGGAACAUGCACAGACAUAUGAAGAUUCAUGAGAAGGACCCUAACAGUGCUACAGCUGCAGCCCCUCCAUCCCCACUGAAGCGCAGGCGGCUGUCCUCCAAAAGGAAACUGAGUCAUGAUGCUGAGUCAGAGAAGGAAGACCCAGCACCUGCUAAAAAGAUGGUGGAAGAUGGGCAGUCCGGUGACUUGGAGAAGAAGGCUGAUGAAGUCUUUCACUGUCCAGUAUGUUUCAAGGAGUUUGUUUGCAAGUAUGGACUGGAGACCCACAUGGAGACCCACUCAGAUAACCCACUAAGAUGUGAUAUUUGCUGCGUCACCUUUCGAACACAUCGAGGAUUGCUACGCCACAAUGCACUUGUCCACAAACAACUUCCCAGGGACGCAAUGGGAAGGCCUUUCAUACAGAACAACCCUUCUAUUCCUGCUGGCUUCCACGACUUAGGAUUCACUGACUUCUCCUGUAGGAAGUUUCCUCGGAUUUCUCAGGCCUGGUGUGAAACAAACCUGCGAAGGUGCAUCAGCGAGCAGCACCGUUUCGUCUGCGACACGUGUGACAAGGCGUUCCCCAUGCUCUCCUCGCUUGCCCUGCACAAGCAGACCCACCUCGCCACAGACCAGGGACGGGAAAGGCUGCAGGCCAAGACCCUGCCUGGUGACGCCCUGGACCAGAAGACCUUCCUGGCCUUGCUGGGGCUGCAGCACACCAAAGACAUCAGGCCUGGCCCUGCCGAGGAGCCCCUGCCAGAUGACAACCAAGCAAUACAGCUCCAGACGCUCAAGUGUCAGCUACCUCAGGACCCCGGCUGCACCAACAUGCUGAGCCUGUCUCCUUUUGAAGCUGCUUCUCUGGGCGGUUCUCUCACAGUCCUCCCCGCUACCAAGGAGAGCAUGAAGCAUCUGUCCCUGCAGCCCUUCCAGAAGGGCUUCAUCAUCCAGCCAGACAGUAGUAUUGUGGUCAAGCCCAUCUCCGGGGAGUCGGCCAUCGAGCUGGCAGACAUCCAGCAGAUUCUGAAGAUGGCAGCCUCGGCUCCCCCUCAAAUCAGUCUUCCACCCCUCUCCAAGGCCCCUGCCACCCCUCUGCAGGCGAUUUUCAAGCACAUGCCCCCUCUGAAGCCAAAGCCCCUGGUCGCCCCACGGACAGUGGUGGCCACCUCCACGCCCCCCCCUCUCAUCAAUGCCCAGCAGGCAUCCCCGGGCUGCAUCAGCCCCAGCCUCCCACCGCCGCCCCUGAAGCUCCUCAAAGGCUCCGUGGAGGCGGCCUCCAACGCCCACCUGCUGCAGUCCAAGUCCGGGGCCCAGCCGAACGCGGCGGCGCAGCUCUUCCUGCAGCAGCCGCGCCUAGAGCUGCCAGGCCAGGCCGAGAUGAAGACGCAGCUGGAGCAGGACAGCAUCAUCGAGGCCCUGCUGCCCCUGAGCAUGGAGGCCAAGAUCAAGCAGGAGAUAACGGAGGGGGACAUCAAAGCCAUCAUGACGAGCCCCAGCAGCAAGAAGACGCCGGCCAUGCGCAAGGUUCUCUACCCUUGUCGCUUCUGCAACCAGGUGUUCGCCUUCUCGGGGGUGCUGCGCGCGCACGUGCGCUCCCACCUGGGCAUCUCGCCGUACCAGUGCAACAUCUGCGACUACAUCGCCGCCGACAAGGCUGCGCUCAUCCGCCACCUGCGCACGCACAGCGGUGAGCGGCCCUACAUCUGCAAGAUCUGCCACUACCCCUUCACCGUCAAGGCCAACUGCGAGCGGCACUUGCGUAAGAAGCACCUCAAAGCCACCCGCAAGGACAUCGAGAAGAACAUCGAGUACGUGACCAGCAGCGCGGCCGAGGUGGUGGACGCCUUCUGCUCCCCCGACACGGUGUGCCGGCUGUGCGGCGACGAUUUGAAGCACUACCGCGCGCUGCGCAUCCACAUGCGCACGCACUGCGGCCGCGGCCUGGGCGGCUGCCCCAAGGGCCGCAAGCCCUUCGAGUGCAAGGAGUGCAGCGCCGCCUUCUCGGCCAAGCGCAACUGCAUCCACCACAUCCUCAAGCAGCACCUGCACGUGCCCGAGCAUGACAUCGAGAGCUACGUCCUAGCGGCCGAAGGCCUGGGCCCUGCGGAGGCACCUGCCGAGGCCUCGGGGAGGAUGGAGGACGGCAGUGGGGCCUUUGGCGAGCGCAAACCCCUCGCCACCUUCUUGGAGCCACAGAACGGCUUUCUGCACGGGGGCCCCACCCAGCCUCCGCCUCCACACGUCUCAGUCAAGUUGGAGCCCGCCAGCAACUUGGCGGUGGACUUCAACGAGCCCCUGGACUUCUCCCAGAAGGGCCUGGCCCUGGUCCAAGUGAAGCAGGAAAGCGCCUCCUCCUUCUUGAGCUCCUCUUCCUCGUCCCCCUAUGACUGCUCCAUGGAGCCCAUCGACCUGUCCAUCCCCAAAAACUUCAGGAGAGGAGACAAGGAGACAGCUGCUCCCGGCGAAGCCAAGAAGUCUGAGCAGGAACCAGGGAGUGGGGAGCAGCCCUCACCCUGUCCACCACUGUGCCCUACCCUGCCGGUGCCUGGGGGGUCCAGCGGCAUCCUGGAAAAACCCACCGUCCCUGCAGUGGGGACCUCGGCAGCCACCAUCCUGGAAGCCCACACUCAGCCCCUGCAGGGUUCUGUUCAGCUUGCUGUCCCCAUCUACUCCUCAGCCAUCGUCAACAGCUCCCCCAUCUUGGGCAACUCCACCCUCAUAAGCAGCCCAGCGUUGUUGCGGCCACUGCGCCCUAAGCCUCCUCUGCUCUUGCCAAAGCCCUCUGUGACCGAAGAGCUGCCCCCGCUGGCCUCCAUUGCCCAGAUCAUCUCAUCCGUGUCCUCUGCCCCCACCUUGCUGAAAGCCAAGGUGGCUGAUCCCGGUCCCGUCAGUGCUGGCAGUAACACCACAGUUUCAGACAGCUUAGGAGGCACUGUCCCUAAAGCCGCCACUGCCCCCACUGACACCACAAGCCCAAAAGAACCCAGCGACUCACCGCCUGCUGCCAACAGCCCAGAGGCGGCUUCGCCCACAGAGCAGGGGCCAGCUGGCUUGUCAAAGAAGAGGGGCCGGAAGAAGGGGAUGAGGAGCCGGCCGCGAGCCAGCAGCGGCAGCGUGGACCUGGACUCGAGUGGGGAGUUUGCCAGCAUAGAGAAGAUGUUGGCCACUACGGACACCAACAAGUUCAGUCCGUUUCUGCAGACCGCAGAGGAUGAUGCUCAGGAUGAGGUGGCUGGAGCUCCUGCUGACCACAACGGGCCCAGUGAUGAAGAGCAGGGUAGCCCCCCAGAAGACAAGCUGCUGAGGGCAAAGCGGAACUCCUACGCCAACUGCCUGCAGAAGAUCAACUGUCCCCACUGCCCCCGGGUCUUCCCUUGGGCCAGCUCCCUCCAGAGGCACAUGCUCACACACACUGGUCAGAAACCCUUCCCUUGUCAAAAAUGCGAUGCCUUCUUUUCUACCAAAUCUAACUGUGAACGCCACCAGUUACGCAAACACGGAGUUACCAACUGUUCCCUGAGAAGAAACGGGCUUAUCCCCCAGUCAAAAGAGAGUGAUGUUGGACCCCAUGAUAGCACAGACAGCCAGUCAGACGUGGAGACAUCAGCCGCAGGAGGUGAAGUUCUGGACCUCACCUCUCGGGAGAAAGAGCAGCCGACGUCGGAGGGAGCCUCUGAGCCCAGCCAGGUCGAAGAAGAGCUCCCCACAGAGGAGCUGAAGCCUGUAGACAGGGAGGAGAAGGGAGCCAAGGAGAGCCAGGAGCAGGAGGACAAGAGUGGGAUGGAGGAGAGGGACGAGGACACAGACGGCCCGGAGGAAGACACCGUCAGCAACAAGAGCCUAGACCUCAACCUUGCCAGCAAGCUGAUGGGCUUCAAGCUGGCCGAGGGCGACGCCGGCACCGUGGGCAGCGGAGGCUCCACCCAGCAGGACCUGAAGCACGCCUGCGACAUCUGCGGCAAGAGCUUCAAGUUCCUUGGGACCCUGAGCCGCCACAGAAAGGCUCACGGCCGCGAGGAGUCCAAGGAGGAGGAUGCGCUUCCUCGGGAGGGCCAGGGGGUGAGCGGAGCAGCCGAAGGGCCACUGCUCGUCCCUGCCACGCCCCCUGCCCCUGAGCCGGAGGAGAAGACUGCCAACCCCUUGGUGGAGCUCCCGGCCGAGGGAGAGGCCUCAUCGGAAGCCUCCGCAGAGAAGCAGAGCGAGGAGGCGGAGGGCACCUCCGACGGGGAGGGCACAGCCGAGAAGAAGUCCUCAGAGAAGAGUGACGAUGACAAGAAGCCAAAGACAGACUCCCCCAGAAGCGUGGCCAGCAAGGCCGACAAGAGGAAGAAGGUCUGCAGUGUGUGCAACAAGAGGUUCUGGUCCCUGCAGGACCUGACCCGGCACAUGAGGUCCCACACAGGAGAAAGGCCGUACAAAUGUCAGACCUGCGAGCGAACCUUCACCUUGAAGCACAGCCUGGUUCGCCAUCAGCGGGUCCACCAGAAAGCCAGGCAUGCCAAACACCACGGGAAGGACAGCGACAAGGACGAGCGGGGUGAGGAGGACAGUGAGAGCGAGUCCACCCACAGCGGCAACAACCCUGUCUCGGAGAACGAGGCAGACUCAGCUCUACCGGCCAGCAACCACGUGGCGAUCACCCGGAGCCGGAAGGAAAGCCUAGCCAAUGCCACCAAGGAUUCCAGCCACAGGGAAGAGAGGGCGGCGGGUCGGACGGCUGGUGCUGGCCAGGCUGAAGCCAGCAGGAGUGCUCCCAAGGCCGCUUCCCUGGGCAGCCCCAAGGAGCAGGCGUCUCAGGGUGAUGCUGACCGGGAGAGCCCGGCGGCCCUUGUGCAAGACCUGCUGGAGUUGCACAGCAAGAGGCCAGCCCACCCCAUCCUGGCCACAGCCGAUGGCGCCUCGCCGCUCCUGGGGAUGGAAUGACAGCUCGACCUGUCCUCCCCAGCACACAGACGAAAGCCAGCAGAGCAAAGUGUCCUGAAUCUAUAUUUCACGGGGUUUCCUCAGUGCUCUUCAGCUUCGGGGAGUGAGAGAGAUUGAGAGAGAGAGAGUGAAGAGAUGAGCCAGAGCAGGCCGUCUCACCCGGUGCCAUAGCCUUACACGUCCCCGUGCGGGAGACGCAGCACAUCCGACUCGAGUGCCUUAACUACUUACCAGUCCUUCGGGGUCAGCCUGGGUGUUGUGUUUUCCCAGCAUGACUUUUUAAAAAACAAAGCAAAUAUUUUAAUGAAUUACUUGGAGAUGACCUUUUCAUUUAAGCAUUAAUGUUACCUUCUGUACUGGUGUGUGUGAGCUCGUUCUUGCGAAUCUGUGAUAGUAACGUUUGUUCUGUGAGCUGGAAACAGAAGAAAAAAACAUGCCCUUGGAUCCCCAUAGCCAAUAACUGGAAGAAAAUGAUGUGAAUUUCAUGUAAAUUACCAGAGGAAACAUGGAUAAGAUGCUCAUUUCUCAAAUAGACCUUUUCUUUUGUUCUUUGCUACGUGGUGGAGCUGUAAUUCGGUCCUCCGUAUUGCAGGAUGUGGUUGAUGAAGGUUUUCAAUUUGGUUCAAGCCAAAACCAGGAAAGAGUCUAGCUUCAACCUCGUACAUGUUUCCACUCUUUCAGCGUUAGACACGCUAUUACUGUUCAAGUUUCAGAACAUCCGUUCUUAACUUACAGAGAA
Molecule: messenger RNA, 6694 nt
Organism: Ceratotherium simum simum (southern white rhinoceros)
Lineage: Eukaryota; Metazoa; Chordata; Mammalia; Perissodactyla; Rhinocerotidae
Gene: RREB1
Product: ras responsive element binding protein 1
Biological process (GO): regulation of transcription by RNA polymerase II
Cellular component (GO): nucleus
Molecular function (GO): RNA polymerase II cis-regulatory region sequence-specific DNA binding; DNA-binding transcription activator activity, RNA polymerase II-specific
Source: RefSeq, a predicted model, not a curated record